AUGACUGCGACAUCGACCGCCGAGCUGGCCAUCUAUGCUGCUCUUAGCAUUCCGAACAUAUACAUCCUGUUCAAACAUGGUCGCACUGGAUUGCUUGGAUGGGCUUACCUUCUCGUAUUCUGUACGCUGCGUAUCGUUGGAGGUGCUCUGGAUCUGUCCGGAAGUACCACAGCAGGCAUUAUAUCAAGCAUUGGCCUAUCUCCUCUUCUCCUUGCUGCGUCUGGCAUUCUCAAAGAAGCGAGGACUUAUUACUGCGACCCUUUGGAUAAAAAGGUGGAAUGGACUGUCGUGCUGUUGUUUCACGGCAUUGCUACUACCGGUGUUGCUAUUCUAGCCAUUGGCGUGUCGAAUCUGGAUUCUAGCAACGUCAAACCCUCAGAUGUUCCCACGGACGAUGCUAUGGUGAAAGCUGGUAUAGCUCUUUUGACUCUCUCUUGGGCGAUUGUUGCCAUUGUAUCAGUAUGGGCACUCGCUCAUCCAGCAAAAUCUCAAAAGUCAAAGUCUUCUAUUGUUGCAGGAACCAGGCUUCUCUGGUCUGUCCUCAUAUCGGAUGUUUUCAGUGGCAUUCGGGUUAUUUACACCCUCGUUUCGCUGGUCACACAAGACGAGACUCUAAACCCUGUUACAGGCUCUCUCACAAUACGUGUCCUCUUAUCGUUGAUACCGGAAUUGGUUUGCGUACUGGCUUUCCUAACAGCUGGAUUUGUCACGCGAAAUGCUGCUCGAGAUUCCUCAAAGGCAAACAGGGCUGCAGGUAGGAGGGAUCUCAACAGCGCAGAGAUUUAA
Trichoderma breve is the source of this 786-nucleotide messenger RNA. RefSeq lists its product as uncharacterized. The record is from RefSeq and is a predicted model, not a curated record. The transcript is spliced from 3 exons. Lineage: Eukaryota; Fungi; Ascomycota; Sordariomycetes; Hypocreales; Hypocreaceae. Bases 1 to 786 code for a protein of 261 amino acids.